Molecule: messenger RNA, 6841 nt
Organism: Eriocheir sinensis (Chinese mitten crab)
Lineage: Eukaryota; Metazoa; Arthropoda; Malacostraca; Decapoda; Varunidae
Product: dynein axonemal heavy chain 6-like
Exons: 29
Coding region: 1-5037 (1678 amino acids)
Biological process (GO): microtubule-based movement
Cellular component (GO): dynein complex
Molecular function (GO): dynein intermediate chain binding; dynein light intermediate chain binding; minus-end-directed microtubule motor activity
Source: RefSeq, a predicted model, not a curated record
AUGCGUCAUGAUCAUUUACUUAUUAUGGCAUUUGUUUCAUCUCAGGUGUGUCUCCAGGAGAUUCUCGUAGAGAUUGACGAGGACAAUUGUCUGCCCGAGACUACGAGAGAUGUUAUUCUUGACCUCUACGAGAACAUGCAGGAGCUCACGCCCUCAUUCUCUCCUUCCCCCGCCCUGACCCAGCAGCCUCGGGUCAACUCUCACUCCUCGGGCCCUGACGAGGCUCCAGUUCCUGCCGCAGACGAGAAAAAGGUGACCAGUGCAGACUCUGCUGGCCGUGGAGGCCCCGGCUACGGCUCCAGCAGCGGUGAGGGAAGUAUCAUCAUCACGGGACCGGAUCAGACUCCCGAAACAAAGGCAAGCUCCGAGGGGAGAAGCAGCGCAGGGAUUCAGAGAGAGCGCAGCCACGGGGCCAGCACCGAGUCGGAGGGUCUGGCAGCCGUGUCCAACCUCCACCACCUCCUGCAGCUGAUCGAGGCGGUGCGGAGGAACUCUUGUUACCUGCAGCUGACCAUGGCCCAGGCGGCGUCUUUGCUCACCUUCGAGGCGGUGAGAGUGUUCAGCAGUGUCAUUCCCUCCGAGCCUCAGCUCAGGAGGAGAAUCAACGGCGUCAUCAAGAAGUACUUCGAGGAGGUGGAGCGAGUCGCCUGGUGGCCCGGCCUGACGGAGGAAGGAAAGAGGACCAUGACGCACUUCAGGGAGUACAGCGAGGCCCUCAGGAACAUGCAGUACCCCGAGGGCCUGCCAGCCAUCAUGUUCACGCAGGCGCACUACGAGGCGCUGCUCAAGCUGGUGCUGACGCUGGAGACGGUGAGCGGGCACGCCGUGGUGACGGGGCCGCCGGGCGUGGGCAAGAUGUCCCUGGCGCGCCUGGCAGCCUUCAACACCCGCGCCAGAGUGUACUUUCUGGACGACCAGCGGGAGGAGGCGGGGCGGGUGGCGGCCAUCAGGGCGGCGGUGCAGGCGUCGGGGGUCGGGGGACGCCGCACCGUCAUCCUGCUGCGGCAACACGCCCUCACGCCCGCGCUGCUCGACGUGCUGCACGGCCUCGCCCACACUGGCUGGAGCGAGGGCCUGUGGGAUGCUCUGAGGGUGCGGGGGAUGCUGGAAGGCAUCAGGCAGAAGAGCAGCAAGAGUCCUCGGCCUCAGGAGAAUCGUUGGGUGACGUACCUUGAGGAGGAGGAGCUGGCGGCCCUCAAACACCGGCUCGUCACCAACAUCAGGAGGAACCUUCACAUCAUUCUCGUCACACACUCCAGUCAGGCGACCGAGGACUGGUGUCGCCGCUACCCGCCGCUACGCAGCCGCUGGGUGUGGGUGCGACUGGAUGACUGGGCCAGCGACACCCUGCGAGAGGUGGCCAGACGGAUCCUCAUACCGGCCGAACUGCCGCCCCACAUCAUGCACCAGCUGCAGGCCGCCCUCCCAGCCGUGCACCAGCUACUGAAGAAGGAGGAAGGACUGACGGUGACGGUUGCUGAAUUCGUGGAGGCGUGUCGAGUGACGGUGAAGCUGCUGGGCCGGCGCAGGACACAACUGAGGGACUCCCUAGCUCUGUUCAAGGGCGGGAUGGACAAACUGCAAGAGACGAGUGGGAACGUAGAGGAGCUGAAGGAGGAGCUUUCAGAGUUGGAACCCGAGCUGAAGGCGACGCAGGAGGAGGGGCAGCGGCUCACCCACGCCCUGGCCCAGCAGAGGACACAAGUAUCGCAAAUCAGGGACCAAAUGGUGGCCCUGGAGGAGCGAGUCAAGGAGAAGUGCGAGGCGGUGGGUGCCCUGAACGAGGAGGUGACGCAGGAGGUGGGCGAGGCGGUGCCGGGAUUGGAGACGGCCGAGAAGGCGAUCCGAGCCCUCGACAAGAAAGAUCUGGUGGAGGUGCGCGUCCUCAACAAGCCGCCAGACCUCGUGCUGCUGGUGAUGGAGCCGAUCUGCAUCCUCACCAACACCAAGCUGGAGUGGGCGGCCAUGAAGACGCUGCUCGGGGACCCCAACAUGACCAAGCGGCUGCUCGAGGUGGAGAAGGACACCAUGAGCGACGCCACGCUCAGGAAGCUGAAGAAAUACACGGAGAGCCCCAAGUUCCUGCCCGACGAGGUGGGGAAGGUGUCCAAGCCGUGCCGGCCUCUCUGCGCUUGGCUCAAGGCGCUGGAACAUUACGCACAGGUAUUGAGGAACGUGGAGCCCAAGAAGAUGAGACUGAGUGAGCUGGAGCGAGAGCUGAGCACCAUCCAGCUGGAGCAGCGACAGUUGCAGCAGCAGCUUGGCCAGAACGAACGAGAACUGAGCGAGCUGCAGGCGCGCUACGAGGGCUGCGUGUGCCGGAGGCAGCAGCUGGAGGGCGGCAUCAAGCGGGCCUCGGCGCGGCUGCAGCGGUGCACGCGGCUCACCACCGUGCUGGCCGACGAGGACUCCCGCUGGUCCGCCAAGAUCAAGGUGUUGAUGGAGGAGGUGGAGAGCGUGUACGGGGAGUGUACCCUGGGCGGCGUGGCGGUGGCCUACCUGGCGUGCCUCCCGGCGCCUCGCAGGGCCGACCUCCUCCGCCAGACGCUGGCCAUCCUCACCGCCGGCUGCAUCGUCACGCCAAAGAAAUACGACCCACACUGCAGCCUGAUGGAGACGCUGAGCACCCCCGAGGUGAGGGAGGAGUGGAGCAAGGCUGACCUCUACCCGGACACCGCGUGCUUCCUGCAGGCCGCCUUCGUCAUCUCCGCCGUCAGGAGGACCCUCGUGUUCGACCCUGACUGCACGUGUGUGCGGUGGCUGCGGCGUCUACGGGAGAACAUUGCCGGGGGCGUGGCGGUGCUGCACGCUGGGGACGAGGCCCUGCCCGCGCGUGUCCUGGCCGCCGCCCGUGCCCGCCGCCCCGUGAUAGUGCUCCACACCCCCGCCACCCUCACCUACAACCUCCGGAAGGUGCUGGAGGUGCCGCCCGUUGUCCAGGCCGCCGACGGGGAGCGUGUGGAGGUGACCAUUGUGCUGGUGACGGGGAGCUCCGAGCCCAGGCUGCCGCCGGAGCUGUGCGUCCACCUCACCCGUGUGUCCUUCGCCCUGCCGCCCCUGGUGCUGGAAGAACGACUCCUGAAUGACGUCCUCAAGAUGGAGCGCGAGGACCUGUUCGAGCAGCGCGCCAACCUCAUGGCCAGCAUCUCGCGGGACCAGAAGGCGCUGACGGCCGUCGACGACAACAUCCUCACGAAGCUGACGCAGGCGGCCACGGCGCUACUGGACAACGAGGAGCUCCUGGCCGCCUUCUACGAGGCCAAGUCCACAUCUGCGGAGUUUCGGACGCGGCUGGCGGAGAGUCGGCGGACGCUGCAGAAGAUCGGCAACGUGAGGGACAAGUACCGCCCCGUGGCCACCCGCGCCCGCCUCCUCUUCUCCGCCAGCACCGCCCUCAGGAGGCUCAACCCGAACUACGUCUUCUCCCUCCAACACUUCCUCCACCUGUUCUCCGUGUGCAUCACCAGCGGGGACAGGACCGAGGCUCUCAGCUUUGACCAGCGCAUCGACUCCCUGGUGAAGACCGUGACCCAGCUGGUGGUGACGCACGUGAGCCGCGCCCUCUGCCCCUCCCACCGCCUCGCUUUCACCACCGGCCUCUGCGCCGCUGUCGCUGCUGAGCAGAUGACACUGAGGCUUCCCACCUGGAGAGCCAUCCUCGACCCCAGCCUCCACGACGAGGCCGCCCUGCUGAAGGCCGUGGUGGCUCAGGAAGGCGAGUUCGACGCCAUAGCCAGUGACCUGCUGCGGGGAGUCCGCCUCCACCUCAUCCUUCACGACUUGGUCACGGACGUGGGGCUGAGCGGGAGUCGCGGCGUGCCCGAGGCGCCGCGGGGGAGGAUCUCGGACUUCAACGCCCUCAUGUUGCUGCGGAUAGCAAAGCCUCGCCUGCUGGUGGCGGGUGCGAGGGAGGUGGUGAACACCAUGCUGGGCGACCCCUCGCUCCUGCGGCCUGACCUCUCCCUGGCCAGGAUGCUGGGGCAGGAGGAACGCAAGCAGCCCAUCCUGGUGUGGGCGGACUAUGGGCGGGAUGUGGGCGAGGAGAUGGUGGCGGCCGCCCAGACCCGCGGGCACGCCGGCAUCACGCGCGUCAUCACGGCGCCGACACGCACCAAGGAGGAGCCCGGCGCGGGGGAGGUGGGGACGCCGCCCCUCGCCGCCAUGUUGGGGACCGUCGUGCAGCAAGGAGGCUGGGUACUCGUGCAGGGCGCUGAUUCACCUGAAGUGCUGCCAACGCUCCUCGGCGCCAUGACUUCCCUCGAGUCCCCAGAUGUCAAGGUACACGAGGACUUCAGGUUGGUGGUGUCCGUCGCGGUGGACAGGGUGGCCCCCACAGACCUCACCCUGCUGGCCCGCCCGCUCUUCGCCCCGCCGUCGCCCACCCUGCCCGCCACCCUCGCCGCCGUCGCCGCCCUCUUCAGCCACCACGACUACUACCAUCACUACCUCGGAAGCGGGUGGCGGCGGGCGGCGUGGCAGGUGGCGGCUACUCACGCCAUCCUCACGGUCAACCGGCAAUGGCAGGGGCGCCCCAUCCUCUCGCCGCGCCCCCCGGCCUCCCUCACGCCCAGGACACAGGUGGCUUGCGAGGAGCGGUCCGUCACCUCCUCCACUGCGUCAGGGGCUGGUGAGGAUGCCGAGGAUGAGGAGGAAGAGGAGGAGGAGGAGAAAGGAGGAGGAGCGGGGCCUCAGAAGAGCCUCAACGGCCACCUGAGCCUGUCGAUGGUGAGCCUGACCCUCGCUAGCCUCGCCAAGCUGUCCCUGCGCUGGCCCCUCGACGACCCCACCCUCGUCGCCUUCCUCGAUGUGGUGUACGGGCGGCGCAGACUGUGGCGGCGGCCGGUGGUCAGCCUGCCGCGGGAGGUGGGUUUGGUGUCGAAGGAGGCGGCCCUCAGCAUCGUGGCCUCACACCUCACCGCCUGCCUCUCAGACCUCCACAACACCACGCUGGACGUGGAGUACCGAGCCUUCCAGGUGGAUUUGAAGGUCAUCGCGGAGGACAUCUUCCCUGAGGAGCCUCACGUGGCAGAGGAGUGAGGCGGCGGAGUGGAGAGUCCUGGUGGAGGGGCCUGAGUAUAGUGAGUCCAGGAACCGAGGCGACUCACAAAAGUUUAGUUACUCAUCCUGACGCUGGAGACAGAAAGAAAUGAGCAUCACCUUGGCGUAGAAAACAUAGCGAAAAUUUGAUGGAGUUGAAACGCAAAAUACCGUGGGCUGAAAAACUUAAACAGACUGUAUAAGACACCAUUAAUAGUUAUGUGUGACGUUGAAAAAAAGACGGGAAGAGGCUAAAAAAGAUGAGACUGGUGUGCUUGAUCAAAUGGAAAACUUAAACAAACAAACAAUUUCUAUACACCGGGAUUGCUUCUGAGUGUGAUGUUUGAAAGAAAAAAAAACGGGAAGAGACUAAAACGUAAAACUCUGAUAUGCUUGAUUAAAUAACAAUACACAUUAGCGAAACGUUGUACUUUAGAUAUCAUAAUAAGUGUUACUGAAUUGACGUCAUAGAUACAUAGAAAAACAUAAAGAUAAACAGCCCCAAGUGAGUCAACGGCUUAUUUGGGUCAUCUUUAGGACAGACGGACGUGAAUGUUACCUGUACGGGCGGGUAAUCAUCGAGGAAGCCAGGUGAGGUGGCAAGGGCAGGCAGGUUAGCACGGCACACCCACCCACCCACACACACACACACACACACACACACACACACCUGAAGGCCGCUAUGCAAGUUAAUUCUCCUCACAAACUGGCCACUUUUGCCUCAUAACCUCGCUCGUUAAGUUGCCGUGUUUACUGCAGCGUUUGUAGCAGCGGGUGUUGAUGGCUGGCUACUGUCCCGCCCCUCCCCUGCCCCCCAAGCCCUGCCAUGCUAACCCUGCAGCCUCCAAUAUUCCUCUCCACCCUUUCCCUGCCGCCCCUGCUCCGUCGUGCCCACCGUAACAUCCGCUUCCCCUUCGCUUCUCACCUCCACUUACAUUCGGCUUCCCAAAACUCCAGCUUACAGUUUCAAGGUCCCCCAGCGUGUUCGGAAGAUUAAUCAUCCUUGAGUGAACCAUCUUUCCCUCAGUAACGCACCUUUCCCUCGGCUGGGGAGUGAGAGGAACAGCCACGCACGCCUCGAGGAAAGACUCGCACCGUUGCCAGGUUAUCGUACUCAGAGCAUAGUAUUUACCGGUUUCUGACGCCUAACUAUUGCCAAGAAACAUCAGGAUCUAACUCUUUUAACGAUAACUAUAAAUGAGUUUCGUUAUUGGAGCCCAGAAAACAGUUUGGGGUUUGGAAGUCGGGAAAUAUAAGCGGUUGAGUACGACAAUCUGGUAACGUUGAAGGAGAGGCGAUGUUAAAGAAUCCGUAAGAUGUUCAGCCAGAAACUAUUGAUGUUAAGCAAAGUUACAUUUACCCCGAGGCCAUCCCUGCCAACUCCCCCCAACGUUAGUUUUCAUUGAUGUAAACUGGUAAACCGAAUUUAUCCUCAGGUGUUUUCUCAAGCAUGCAGAUAUACCCUCGCCCCACCAUGCAAAGCCACUCCCUCCCUCCCCUCCCUUCCCCUCUUCGUAAAUACACUCCUCCCCCUCCUCGGGCCUCCAGAUAUAAACAGUGUCAUAUCUGUGUACCGAAGCGCCACUCGUUGAAGCCAUUGAAUACAUGAUUUGCCACAUGUAUCAUCCACCCCUCUGCGAUACGUGGUGAGGGAGCGAGCCUGUCCACGCCGCCAAGGACAACCUGCCGGUGAGUGGAAGGCCUCAGCAAGAAGACUCAAGCAGAUCGAGUGGGAAGAGGGAAGAGGAGAGAAAGAUGAAGAGCCCCGAGGAAUAUUGAUUAGAGGCUUCACAUGUAAGACGAC